GUUCUCGCUGUCGCGCCAACAAACUCGAGCAUGGCUACACUUCCGCCCCACCAAAUGCCUCAACCUCUGUCACCUGGUGAUGCAGACCUUGUCGCCUCACGGAACCGCCUCCAGUCCCCGCUUCUCCGCCUACCCGGCGAGAUCAGGAACCGUAUCUACGCCUUCGCUUUCACCGUGCAGCGUAUUCAGGUUGUUGCGGUAUCGGCUCGCCUUGUGCAUCUUGUAUGGCCAGAAGACUGGAGAGGCCUAAAACACAGCCAGUUGUACCCGUUGUCUGAGUUGAUCUCCAGUAUAAUGGUGUGUCGGCAGUUCUACACAGAGGCCUCUCCCUUGAUUCCUCGUCUGAACGAGUUCUGCUUCAUCGAUCCAGAUGACACACAGCGAUUCACAGAGCAUAUGCCGCAAAAGUUUUUGGAGGCUAUCGAGACGGUUGUGAUGGCUAAUUGUGUGCCUGAAACAUUGGAGGGAUUGCAGCUAAUGGCUGACAUUACCCUACCGAGGAUGUGUGGACUCAAGAAGAUUGUUGUAAGGCCUGGGGUCUCCUUCGUGGGAUCUUUCCUCCACAUGCAAGAAGUUUUUCGGAAGAUGUUUGUAGACGUGCUGAGGAAGGGAGGGAUCGGAUUGGCAUCUACCAUUCUAGGUAAAUCGGGUCGUGAAUACGUCCAACGCGAGGUGCUCGCGGAGCACAAAGAUCCUCCGUCGAGUAUCUUUAAAGCUGAAUCCCAUGGCCAGUCUUUCGUCUUCAACCGUGUCUCCAAAACAUUUUAUGACGAUUCCUUACGCCUUGCUGCCGGCUUUUCCGAGUCCCGUCGGCUUCGCAUGCAUGUUGACUCUAACGAUGAAGAAAAUCUUCUGAUCUAUCCAUACUACCAAAAUACCCUGCUUAAACUGCUUCAAGAGGAUCCAGAGGUCUCUGAUGCGGCGCGGAAGAAGAUCUUGCGGCAGACAGCAGAAGCCAUACAAGAGCUAUAUAGCAAGGACUGGAUUCAUAUGGGCACAGCUCCAGAAGCACAGACUGGGAGAGGCAUGUCCAAGGCAUCGGAUGUUUUCUCCUUCGGACUGGUUUGCAUAUACACCCUAGGGCAAGAGGACGCGAUACUUAUACAUAAAGACAGCGAGGUCGUCAAGAAAAACAUGUACCCAGAGCAAAGAGUACUACUACGACAUUUCGAGUUCCUUGGGCCACCGAACGAAAGGCUUCUCAACUGGAUCGACGACGAAAAAUGGACGAAGGUUUUGGAGAAAAUGAAUAAAUUGGUGAGAUAUCGCGCCACCAUCUCGAAUGUUGGAGGAGCACAGCAUGUCUCUUUUGUUACUAAAGAUGAACCUAUACCACUAUACAGUGGGGAGUUUGUCGGCUCUAACGGAACUGUCGAUGAAUGGAUACAGAUUUCCGACGCUAUAUCAACCUACCAGUCAUUCGCAUCCAACCUGAACCGGUCCGGAAUCCGUUAUCAAAGUCAAGUCUUCUCAUACCCCAGUAUGUUGGAGGGAACGGAACCUUACACAACUGAGAACGAUACUGUCGUGGAGACGUGCGUGCUUGAAGGAAAGAACCUGUCAUUCCUUCGCAUGACCAAUGCACUGGACGGUAUCUGGCUCCUAAGUGUCUUCCAGCGGCGACUCAGGGAAGAAGGAGAAGGCCUGAAUUUUGAUCCUGAUAUGGCUAAUGAACUUCUCAUCAAUACUACAAUCUCGGCAUUGGCUCUCAACAAGCGAUUCGACAUGGUCAACGGAACAGAGACACGUGGUUUCAACGCCUAUCGCUUCGAGAACAAGCUCGCCUUAAUCUUGCCAUACGCUCUCUAUGUUGAGAACCACGGCGUUUUGGCCAUGAGUGGAGGGUUCUUGCAGCUUCUCAUGACGACUACCGGACGUACUUCACUUGAAGCAGUCGUUACGAAAGGCUCUGGCACGCUGGGCGGAUACGAAAAUGUUUCAGAAGCACUCCGUGAAAUGGAAGUCAGAUUUGGAGAGCUAAUUGAAGUCAGCGGAGAAGACCUGAAGGUGACCGACACGCUCCUAAACGGACAUGAAGAGCAUGCAGAUGUGCAGGGAGACAACAGGUCACAGUCAGGUUCCGUUACUAUGUCUGGGAUAGAGCGGUGCGAGAACAAUGUUUUAGUGGUGCAAAGAGCUGGUUUCAGUACAGUCGAUGAAAUGGGACAAUUCAGGAAGAAAGGAGAAUAG
This is a messenger RNA of Alternaria burnsii, 2190 nucleotides long. RefSeq lists its product as uncharacterized. NCBI's taxonomy places the organism in Eukaryota, Fungi, Ascomycota, Dothideomycetes, Pleosporales, Pleosporaceae. The record is from RefSeq and is a predicted model, not a curated record. The transcript is spliced from 8 exons. The annotation marks the transcript as partial.